AUGACCGAAAGCGAUGCCAUAUUAAGCUUCGAGUUUGACGAUGAUAUAUUCGUCAGCAGCGACGAAAAAGCCGCUAAAAAGGAAGUGCUGCCUGAAAAGAUUGAUUAUGUUGCAAAGCAAGACACAGAAGGGUGGUUCUACACAAAAAGGAACCAUGAGGAGGUGAUGCUCGAUCGACAUGGUCCCAAUCAAUUAAAGAAUGCGGUGGAAUACGAUUAUCUUCAUAAACGCUACGAUCGAGCGCUCGAUACGGGAUUGCUUUACAUUCGAGUGGCUGAAUCCAGCAAGGAAUGCAAAGUCAGCAAUACGAGAGAAAUGUCCGAGAUCGUCGCUCACUGUGCGGCAAAACUGGGUCGUUACGAUAUACUGGAACAAAUGCUGGAUCGCAAACAAACACGGAAGCUUGAUUAUCGGGUAUGGCGUCAAAUAGCUGCUAUCAUGAUGGGUCAAGCGAACCCCAUGCGUUGUCACGUAGCUCAUCUGGCCAUAACUCGGGCGUUGUAUAUCAUGACUUCCACGCGAUGGAAGACAUCCAUUGACAUUGUACGCCAACGGCAUGAGAAGGAAAAACAGCAGUUGCAGGAGGAGUACGAUCAUAUUGAGAAACAGGGUGGAGAUCUCACGAAAUUCAUUGCUUGGAUGCACAAUGCCACCGGAACCGAGGAUCUGAAACAAGUAGGGUUAGACACGUUUGCUUGGGAUGAUCUGGUCUGGAUUUAUGGCGAAUGGACAAAGCGAAAAGAUACCGAUACCGAGAAAGAUAACGAAGAACAGGGUGUUCGACCUGUAAGAGAACUGUAA
Molecule: messenger RNA, 801 nt
Organism: Radiomyces spectabilis
Lineage: Eukaryota; Fungi; Mucoromycota; Mucoromycetes; Mucorales; Radiomycetaceae
Exons: 3
Coding region: 1-801 (266 amino acids)
Source: RefSeq, a predicted model, not a curated record